Microthlaspi erraticum is the source of this 3705-nucleotide messenger RNA. Lineage: Eukaryota; Viridiplantae; Streptophyta; Magnoliopsida; Brassicales; Brassicaceae. The record is from the annotation of a GenBank genome assembly.
AUGGUUAACAUAGAGCCAUCCUCUAGUGGAAAGAAAGAGGAGAAGAAAAAGAUGAAGAAGGAAUCAGUGUCGUUGAUGGGUUUGUUUAGCGCAGCUGAUAAAGUUGAUUACUUUUUGAUGUUCAUAGGCAGUUUAGGAACGUGUAUUCAUGGCGGUACGCUUCCGCUCUUCUUCGUGUUCUUUGGGGGACUGCUAGAUUCUCUUGGCAAUCUUUCUUCAGAUCCUAAUGCCAUAUCUUCCCGCGUUUCACAGAAUGCUCUGUAUUUGGUUUACUUAGGAUUGGUAAAUUUGGUAUCAGCCUGGAUUGGAGUUGCUUGUUGGAUGCAAACAGGGGAAAGACAAACAGCACGACUCCGUGUAGAUUAUCUCAAGUCGAUCUUAGCAAAAGACAUUACUUUCUUUGACACAGAAGCUAGAGAUUCAAAUUUCAUUUUCCACAUCUCAAGUGACGCCAUCUUGGUUCAAGAUGCGAUUGGCGACAAGACAGGCCAUGUUUUGCGGUACCUAUGUCAGUUCAUUGCCGGAUUUGUCAUCGGUUUUCUUUCCGUAUGGCAACUGACGCUGCUCACAUUAGCAGUGGUUCCAUUGAUAGCAAUUGCAGGAGGAGGGUAUGCAAUAGUCAUGUCCACUAUCUCAGAGAAAAGUGAAGCAGCUUAUGCUGAUGCUGGAAAAGUCGCUGAAGAGGUUGUGUCACAAGUGAGAACAGUAUAUGCAUUUGUAGGAGAAGAGAAAGCUGUAAAUUCUUACUCAAAUUCUCUAAAGAAAGCUUUGAAACUGAGUAAGAGGAGUGGUCUUGCUAAAGGGUUAGGAGUUGGAUUAACAUAUAGCCUCUUGUUCUGUGCAUGGGCAUUUCUUAUGUGGUAUGCAAGUCUUCUUGUACGCCACGGCAAAACCAACGGUGCAAAAGCCUUCACUACUAUCCUCAAUGUCAUUUACAGCGGAUUUGCAUUAGGUCAAGCCGCUCCUAGCUUAUCUGCUAUAACCAAAGGUAGAGUUGCUGCUGCAAAUAUAUUCAGAAUGAUAGGGAACAACAAUCUUGAAACUUCUGAAAGAUUAGAUGGUGGGACAACAUUGCAAAGCGUAGCUGGGGGGAUUGAGUUUCAACGAGUGUCUUUCGCAUAUCCUUCAAGACCAAACAUCGUUUUCGAGAAUCUUAGCUUCACAGUACGUUCAGGCAAGACAUUUGCAUUUGUCGGUCCAAGUGGUUCAGGGAAAAGCACAAUCAUAUCAAUGGUUCAACGUUUCUAUGAGCCCAAGUCAGGGGAGAUUCUCUUGGAUGGGAAUGACAUUAAGAGCCUGAAACUGAAAUGGUUGAGAGAACAGAUGGGACUAGUGAGUCAAGAACCUGCAUUAUUCGCCACAACCAUAGCUUCCAACAUUCUUCUUGGUAAAGAGAAUGCGAAUAUGGAUCAGGUCAUAGAAGCUGCUAAAGCAGCCAAUGCAGAUUCUUUCAUUAAAUCAUUACCAAAUGGUUACAAUACUCAGGUUGGAGAAGGAGGAACUCAGCUCUCUGGAGGACAGAAACAGAGGAUUGCUAUUGCUAGAGCGGUUCUAAGGAAUCCAAAGAUAUUACUGUUAGAUGAAGCAACGAGCGCUCUUGAUGCAGAAUCAGAGAAGAUUGUUCAGCAAGCACUUGACAAUGUCAUGGAACAAAGAACAACAAUCGUCGUUGCACACAGACUAUCCACCAUCCGAAACGUUGACAAGAUUGUUGUGUUGAGAAAUGGUCAGGUUAUGGAAACCGGUAGCCACUCAGAACUGAUAUCAAAAGGAGGAGAUUACGCAAAUCUUGUGAAUUGCCAAGAGACAGAACCUCAGUCAAUUAUGUUGGAAUCUUCUAAAUCUCAAAACGGAUCUUACAGUUCAAGAAGAGUUUUUAGUUCAAGGAGGACUUCAAGCUUUAGAGAAGACCAAGAAAAGACUGUACAAGAUUCAAAUGACGAAUGUUUAAGCUCAUCUUCGAUGAUAUGGGAACUAAUAAAGCUGAAUGCUCCAGAGUGGCCAUAUGCAUUUCUUGGCUCAGUUGGUGCAAUUCUUGCUGGAGCACAACCGGCACUGUUCUCCAUGGGGAUUGCUUAUGUGUUAACAGUGUUUUAUUCGCCUUUCCCUGAUGUGAUCAAGCGUGAAGUCGAAAAGGUAGCCCUUGUCUUUGUUGGAAUUGCAAUUGUAACAGCUCCUAUAUAUCUCCUCCAGCAUUACUUCUAUACACUUAUGGGAGAGCGUCUUACUUCUCGGGUUCGCUUAUCCUUGUUCUCAGCAAUUCUUUCGAAUGAGAUUGGGUGGUUUGAUUUUGAAGAGAACAACACUGGCUCGCUCACUUCAAUCUUGGCUGCUGAUGCAACUUUGGUGAGGAGUGCUUUAGCGGAUCGUCUCUCCACAAUAGUCCAAAACUUGUCUCUUACAGUCACAGCAUUAGCACUUGCCUUUAUCUACAGUUGGCGUGUCGCAGCUGUGGUAACUGCUUGUUUUCCUCUUCUCAUUGCUGCUUCACUUACCGAGCAACUGUUUCUAAAAGGCUUUGGAGGUGAUUACACAAGGGCUUACUCUAGAGCAACUUCAGUGGCGCGUGAAGCGAUUGUGAAUAUAAGGACCGUCGCUGCGUUUGGUGCUGAAAAGCAAAUCUCCGAACAGUUUACUUGUGAGCUAAGCAAACCCACCAAGAGUGCCUUUCUCAGAGGUCAUAUCUCUGGAUUUGGUUACGGUUUGUCGCAAUGUCUCGCGUUCUUUUCCUACGCUCUUGGUCUCUGGUACAUCUCGGUUUUGAUUAAGCGCAAUGAGACUAACUUUGCUGAUAGUAUCAAAUCUUUCAUGGUGUUGCUCGUCACGGCUUACUCGGUAGCGGAAACGCUUGCUUUGACCCCAGAUAUCGUGAAGGGCACGCAAGCACUCGGGUCAGUUUUUAGGGUUUUAGAUAGAGAGACUGAGAUACCUUCCGACCAGCCUAACUCAAGAAUGGUCACUACGAUCAAAGGAGAUAUAGAGUUUAGAAACGUGAGCUUUGCGUAUCCGGCGAGACCUGAUAUAGCGAUUUUCGAAAACCUAAACCUCCGAGUUUCAGCUGGGAAAAGUCUUGCGGUCGUGGGACCUAGUGGUUCGGGAAAGAGCACGGUGAUCGGACUGAUUAUGAGAUUCUACGAUACGGAAAACGGUACUCUCUGCAUUGAUGGGCAGGAUAUAAAAACCCUAAACCUACGUAGCUUGCGCAAGAAGCUAGCGUUAGUCCAGCAAGAACCAGCUCUGUUUUCAACAACCAUACACGAGAACAUCAAGUACGGAAACGAGAACGCGUCGGAGGCAGAGAUCAUCGAAGCCGCCAAAGCCACGAACGCGCACGAGUUCAUAAGCAAGAUGGGAGAAGGGUACAAGACGCACGUGGGUGAUAAGGGAGUGCAGUUAUCAGGUGGUCAGAAACAGAGAGUGGCUAUCGCGAGGGCGGUGUUGAAAGAUCCUUCAGUGCUUCUCCUUGACGAAGCAACGAGUGCUUUGGACACGAGCUCGGAGAAACUGGUCCAAGAGGCGCUAGACAAGCUGAUGAAGGGACGAACGACUGUGUUGGUGGCUCAUAGGCUCUCGACCAUAAGAAAAGCAGACACCAUCGCUGUCUUGCACAAUGGAAGAGUUGUCGAAAAAGGAAGUCAUAGAGAGCUUGUUUCCAAACCUGAUGGGUUUUAUAAACAGUUAACGAGUCUUCAACAAGUAGUGUAA